Molecule: messenger RNA, 2679 nt
Organism: Vitis riparia (riverbank grape)
Lineage: Eukaryota; Viridiplantae; Streptophyta; Magnoliopsida; Vitales; Vitaceae
Product: protein DETOXIFICATION 24-like
Exons: 10
Coding region: 980-2434 (484 amino acids)
Biological process (GO): xenobiotic detoxification by transmembrane export across the plasma membrane
Cellular component (GO): membrane
Molecular function (GO): antiporter activity; xenobiotic transmembrane transporter activity
Source: RefSeq, a predicted model, not a curated record
GCACCUCAUGAUGCUUUAAUGGCCAUGGUUCAUGGAGUUUAGUUUGCAUGUUGCUGGAGAAUGGGAUUGGAUGGUGAGACUCAAUUGAUACCCCUGCUGGAUUGGGUGGGUUUUAUAGUCAAGCUCCCUUCUGCCUUUGCACUUGAGAGCCAAUCUCCGUCCAGCCAAAGAAAAUCUUCUACAUGAAACAUUUGGCUUGAUGAGACCCCAAGAUUUAUCUAUCUUUUCCUUCUUGAUCAUCAUGGAUCAUGGUGUUUAGUUUGCAUGUUGUUCGGGAAUGGCACCGAAUGGUGAGAAUCAAUAGACAAUUCUUGUAGAAGCUCUUGGAUUGAAAGUAUACGCAAAUAACAGGUGGGAUGCUUAUUGAAAUUGGUUGGAGUAUAGUUUUGCUGUGCACAAGCAUAGAAUAGAGGAAAUAAGUGGACUUUAUUCUUAGUCACUGAUAUAGCAAAACUAUUAGAGAGGUGUCAAGGUAAGCAGCUUAUCAUACAAUAUAUUAUGGGGCCAUGGAAGAAGGAGGUAAUUUCAUUAUAGGAUUGAGUAAAGAACAUGAUGGAAGAGGUUAAUUUACCACUUCAUGGCUAUGGGAAGGUGUGUAUACUUGCCAUGUAUUCUCAAUAAGUCUCUUUUAGUAUGGAAACAUUUGGAAAUUUUCACAAGUUGAUGAUGUGAUAAGGAAGAAGGUUCAAUUCAUGAAGCCCAAGCUGAAAGGGCAAGCAUGCUUAUGGCAUCAAAUAUUUUUCAGGAUUAAUUGAAGCUAAAAGUAAAGCACUUUCGUCCUACUAAACACUAGAAAAACUCAUACAAUGGGAUGUUUUUUUCUUCAAACAAGAUGGAAAGUCUGUUGAAGUGUAUAUAUAUAUAUAGAGGAGUUCCAUCAGAGAAUUAUUUGGAAAUGGGUGCAAGGAAAUGAAGCCCAACUUGCUGCAUGCCUGCUAUAAACUAUGGCUACCAAUGAAGAUUUUAUUUGAGAAGGAUCAUGGAUAACAACAUGGAAGAGAGGCUUCUCGGUUCAGAAACAGAAGGUCCAACUGAUUUGAAAUGGAGAAUUUGGGAAGAAUCGAAGAAGGCAUGGAGGAUCACAUUUCCUGCUAUGCUAUCUAAAAUUACUGCCUUUGGAAUGCUGGUUGUGACACAGGCAUUUAUUGGUCACAUUAGCCAACUAGAUCUCUCUGCCUUUGCACUUACACAAACCAUCCUUGUGCGCUUUUGCAAUGGGAUACUGAUAGGCAUGUCAAGUGCAACUGAAACUCUCUGUGGGCAAGCAUUUGGAGCAAAGCAGUAUCAUAUGAUGGGUAUAUACUUGCAGAGAUCAUGGCUUGUUGAUGUGACUAUGGCCACAAUUAUGGCCCCUUUGUUCAUCUUUGCGACUUCCAUAUUCAAAUUGCUCGGUCAGGAAGACGACAAGGCAAUAGCUGUUAGAAGUUUCUCUCUGUGGUUCCUUCCCUUUCUCUACUACCUUGUGUUUAGCAUGACCCUCCAAAUGUUUUUACAAGCUCAACUCAAGAACAUGAUUGUUGCAUGGGUAUCUGCUGCGUCAUUUGUGCUUCAUGUAUUGUUGUCCUGGCUCUUUGUUAUCAAAUUGAACUUAGGGAUUCCUGGAGCAAUGAGUGCAUUGACCAUAUCUUCUUGGUCAAUGGUCAUCGGAGAGUCUGUGUACGUCUUUGGAGGUUGGUGCCCUAAAACAUGGAGAGGAUUAAGCAGCGCUGCCUUCACUGACAUACUGCCUGUUAUAAAGCUCUCUGUGUCCUCCGGUUUUAUGCUUUGCUUAGAGUUGUGGUACAAUGCUGUUGUACUCUUAGUGGCCGGGUAUUUGAAAGAUGCAUCCAUUGCCAUCUCUGCCUUCUCAAUUUGUAUUAAUAUUAAUACCUGGGAAUUGAUGCUAUGCCUUGGUUUCGUAGGUGCCUCAUGUGUGCGGGUGGCAAAUGAGCUAGGGAGAGGAAAUGCUAAAGCUGCAAUAUUUUCUAUUAAAGUCAUCCUAUGUAAUUCAAUAUUGAUUGGAGUAAUCUUCUGGGUUUUGUGUUUAGUCUUCGGUCAUGACAUUGCUUACUUGUUUACAAGUGAUGAGGAAGUAAUAACGAUGGUUUCAAGUCUCUCAGUCCUCCUUUCUUUCUCAAUCUUGCUUAACAGUGUUCAGCCAGUACUCAUAGGGGUGGCUAUAGGUGCUGGUUGGCAAGGUGCGGUUGGGAUCGUUAAUGUUGGUUGCUAUUAUGUUGUUGGGAUUCCAGUAGGAGCUUUGCUAGCUUAUGUCGCUGAUCUUUCGGUUAGGGGCAUGUGGAUUGGAGUACUGUGUGGAAUAGGGAUGCAAACACUUGUGCUUACCAUUAUGACAUGGAGAACUAAUUGGGAUGAACAGGUUAAAAAGACAUCUGAUCAUCUUAAUAAGUGGCUCUUGGAGUCUUCAGAAUCAAACCAAAACUCCCCUCAAGCCUGAAAAGAGUGAACCAUAUAAGUACUUUCAACCCAAAACAUGGAGGAAGAAAUUGAUUUCAUAAGAAUGAAUUUGCAUAUGACAUUUAGAAUACUAAUUAGAUUAAUCUUCGGUAUAAGAAGAUAUCGUAAUAUCCGAUCAAUGAUUUUGAUUAUUUAAGAGGGAUCUAUCCUUUUGAAUGUUGAUAAGUGAAGUUGUAUUAACCUAUUAGGCUAGUAAAAGUGAACUAAGAUUGAAUUUUUCUCUCU